Messenger RNA from Lathyrus sativus (Indian pea), 213 nucleotides. The record is from the annotation of a GenBank genome assembly. NCBI's taxonomy places the organism in Eukaryota, Viridiplantae, Streptophyta, Magnoliopsida, Fabales, Fabaceae.
AUGUAUGUAUCUAUGCUGGAUCAUAAUCUUAACCUAUGGGAUGAAAUGUGCUUGAAGAAGUGGAAAAUGACGAAAGCUGAAAUCUACAGUAUCACCGAAGGAUGGAACGAACUUGUAGCAGAAAACGAUUGGAAAAAAGACGAGAAGGUGUUGGUGCAACUUUGGUCUUUCAGACGCAACCACAAGCUCUAUUUUGCACUCGUCAAGCUUUAG